AUGGCUUAUGGGCUUGGCUUACUUUGCUUUUUUGGCUUCUUGGUCAUCAUAAGUUUGCUAAUGGAAGCUUCCGCUUUAGACAGUGAAAUUGUGGAGGCCCAGUCAGGUGGAGUUAACUCAACGGAUCUUAAUAAAACUGCGGAAAUUAAUCUGGUUAAAAUAUGGAACUCAAAUGGAACAAUGCAGGCGCAACCUUACAACAUUCUGGAGGCCAACUGUCCGCAUGGCUAUGUCUUGGCUAAUAAACACUGUCAUAAGCGGGCCUAG
Molecule: messenger RNA, 267 nt
Organism: Drosophila eugracilis
Lineage: Eukaryota; Metazoa; Arthropoda; Insecta; Diptera; Drosophilidae
Exons: 1
Coding region: 1-267 (88 amino acids)
Source: RefSeq, a predicted model, not a curated record